Molecule: messenger RNA, 2655 nt
Organism: Plutella xylostella (diamondback moth)
Lineage: Eukaryota; Metazoa; Arthropoda; Insecta; Lepidoptera; Plutellidae
Biological process (GO): chemosensory behavior; male courtship behavior; sensory perception of taste
Cellular component (GO): axon; membrane; dendrite
Source: RefSeq, a predicted model, not a curated record
AUUUAAUAAAAUAUCAACAUUCAAAAGUAUAACCAUUUACAUUUUCGACAGUAUUUUUUCAUAUUCAGAUAUAUUUUCUACUUUUUAGAGUUUAAAACUGAUUUUGGACCAGCUACUACAUAGUUAGUUACUAAUAUUAUCCGAGAUACAAGAACAUAUCAUGUUUUUUUGGUUAAACAAAAUGGUGAAGAACACUUUCAACAACUCUACCAAAUCUGACUUGGGCGAGAUAUUCAAGCCGAUGUACAUCCUCCUAUCCAUCGUGGGCCUCUUCCCUUACAGUAUAACUUUCAACAAAUCCAAAAAGCAGUUCACUACGGAGCCCAACUCUUUGUACUUCAAUCUGCUGCCGGCGGUGACUGGCGCUACGACUAGCUGCGUGUUCUUCUGCCUGCAUCUUCACCACGUGUCGCAGGCGGGGCUGGAGAGCAACCUGUCGGAGGCGGUGGUGACCACCACCAACUACUGCACGGAGCUGGUGCUGUCUCUGCUGUGCUGCGUGGUGCCUUACUGCUGCAGCGUGCGGCGCCGGCAUGCCCCCGCCGCCAUGCUGAACCGCGUGGCCGCCGCGUGGGCUGCCGCGCCCUUCCACCUCGCCUCCACCAUACUACCACAACUCCAGCACAACAUCAACAUCUCCGUCGCGGCCGUCGUCCUCCACCUGAUCGUACACACUGUGAUAAUCGGAGCCCUGAACACGGACUUGUGGAAGAAGGUCUUGCUGAUAUUCUCUUUCAAUUUCCCCCAUUUCAUUCAGUGCGUUUUUGUGGCGUACUUAAACGUUAUGGCGCUGCUGAUAGUGUCGGUGCUGCAAAACAUCCGGGAGACUGUGGCGGUGCAUGCCAAGGAGAGUGCGGCCCUGGGGCUCCGCAAGGCAAUGUCGGCGCCGCUCAACGUGCGUCAUCUAGAGGAGACCUACUCCGAGGCGCACCGCGCGCUGGCCGAACUCAACCGCUGCUACCAGGGCCCCAUCCUCUUCACUCUGCUGCAGUGUUUCCAUUCAAUUCUCAGUAAUUCGCACAUUAUCUACUACGGUAUUAUGAUGCAGAAGGAUUUUAAUGUUCUCGAUGGAAUAGACUGCGGCGUGUGGAUCGUGUGGCAGAUAUUGAAAAUUUAUGUGUUAGGGCGCGCUGGGAGAUGGCUGGAUAUCGAGUCUCGGCGCAUCGGAGAGGCUCUGCAUGACCUCCCUGUGGACAAGCUGGAGUCCCGGACUUUACUAGAGAUACAACACUUUUCCACUCAAAUAGGGUUUAAAAAAAUGAUUUUGACGGUCUACGGAUACUUCCCCGUUGACUCUACGUUGCUCUUUAACAUGGUGACAGCGGCCAUGAUGUAUCUUCUCAUAUUGGUACAAUUUGACAUUCCGGAGAACAAUCCUAGCCAGGAAUUACACGGUACACCGUAGCGUGUAUGGCCUACUUAGGAAAUCAUGCGAAGCUAUAAGAAAAAUCUCGAGUAUUUUAGCAAACGUAUACCAUUUUCUGAUAUUUAUUUAUUGUUAUAUAAUAUAAAUAAAAUAAAUUAAAUGUUACAAUAAGAUAGAGGUAGGUAGUAAGUACUCGCAAUAAAGUAAAACCAAAACUAAUUUCUCGAAACCCAUAUUUAUUUUCGUGCAUCAAGCAGUUGAAGCAGUAACAAGAGUCGGUAUAAAACCCUUACUUCAUUCAAACGAGACCCGAGCCCCAGCAGUGGAGGCGUGAUGGGUUGUGACGAUGAUGUUGUAUUUACAAGGUGGCAUUAUUGUAUGAAGAGCUGAAGUUGGCACCGGCAGGCGCGGCGCUGGCGGCGAGGUUCUGUCGGAUGAUCACCAGAUCGAACUGAACUAUCACUAUCAGGUACGACAUUAUUGCUGCAAUUAUCUGAAACGAAAAGAGUAAAAAUUAUCAAGUCAAAAUUCACUGCGUGCUUAGAAGCGCGUCAACUGUCUGAAACCGCUCAAGCGCGAAUGUGUUAUGUUAGUUUGACAUGGUACAUACCAAAUUGUAUACUUGCUUAAGAAACUAAAAUAGAAAGAUAGAUAGAAUACACUUUAUUUGUACACCAAAACAGAAUAAUAAAAUUAACAAAAUUAAUUAGGGUACAAAAGGCGGUCUUAUCACUAAAAGCGAUCUCUGCCAGACAAUCUUUAUCUAACUGUACUAGGCAAGAGAAAAAGAAUCUUACGUUAAAAAGAACAUUGGAUCUUAACGGAAAAUAUCCAAAUAUCGAUAUCCUCAUUUUUCUGCAGCUCAUGUCCUUGGCAAAGUGUUGAAUCUAAAAUAAAACAAAGCACGUAUAAGUAAUUACGAAAUUAAUAAAAAUGUAAAAUUGUUGAGUUAAGUGUGCGCUUAUAGGUACGAAUCCAUUUAGCAAAAGUAUAUCAUUAAUAACAAAGGUCAUAUUUCAUAUUUCCCCAAAUUUGGAAAGAGUUAACGGAAAACAGACGAUCUCGCAAUAUGAAGUGUCGAUGGCUUACAAUCAACGUUAUUAUUGUAAGCAACAUGUAGUGUUAUAGCUAGCCCACCUACAUCCUACCUCUGUCUAUUCUGUAUUGUAUGGUAUCAACUACUUAAUUACCUGUAGUAAAACAAAAAGACCAUUCGUGUUAGUGGGUAUUCUGUGUAGAGCUCGUCCAAGGUUAAUGCUCUAAAAACAAAAAACAUAAUUAUUAUAAGU